This is a messenger RNA of Recurvomyces mirabilis, 1449 nucleotides long. RefSeq lists its product as uncharacterized. The transcript has a single exon. Lineage: Eukaryota; Fungi; Ascomycota; Dothideomycetes; Mycosphaerellales; Teratosphaeriaceae. Bases 1 to 1449 code for a protein of 482 amino acids. The record is from RefSeq and is a predicted model, not a curated record.
AUGUCAAGCUCACAACUCUCCGCCGUCUCCAUGGAUCCCUACCAAUGGCGCGAGUCCGUCCUCUCCACCCGCUCGCUCUCCUACCUCAGCACCGCCGAUGCGCUCGCCCCACCAACCCACACUAGUCGCAACCCGAGCAACGCAUAUGGCCGCCGUAGCACAAUGGAUUCCGAAUCAAACUACGGGGAUGAUCUCGAGAUGGCGGAUGCGGAAGGCGAUACAAGCCUGCCGCGAAGAGAUGAGACAGGUCUAAGCGACGUCCACGAGCUACCGGAGAGUGUAGCACAGUGUCCACUCUUCACCCUCCCACGAGAGAUACGAGACAGAAUCUACACCUUCUGUCUAACAGCAGCCGAGAACCUGCCAAUAGAAUGGCCACACCUCCCCCUCGCCAACCUCCGCUACGGCCUCCAACCCCAACUCCUCCGCACCUGCAAACCAAUCUACACCGAAACCGGGCCCUUACUCUACACCCUCAACACCCUAACCUUCCACCACCCCAGCGACGCCAACAUGCUAGUCCGCGCCCUCGCCAAUCCCACUCUAAGUCGUCAACACAUCACAAACCUCAGCCUGCACAUAAAACACACUGACACCCGCCUCUGGAUGCCCUACUUCACAACCACCGACCCCUACCGCAGCCUAAAAGCCGACUUCCCCUCCCUCCGCGACCUAGGCAUCCGCUACCGAAGCAACAAAUGGAACCACUCCCUCUCCCCCGACGCGAACCUCAAAAACUGCCUCGACGACACCCGGCUAGAUGAAAUCAUCGACAGCCUCCGCGGCAUCUACUUCUCUCCACCCCCACCUCAACCACCCUCCUCAUCCACCCGCGGCGAACCGGAACACGAAUGCGUCAAACCCCUCAACGAAAUGAACGAGUGGGAAUUCAUGCGUUUCGUCGACGCCCGGAGACCGGGCGAGGAUAUGGCGUUUAAGCGACAGCUCCUGGAAUUACACAAGGCGCAUGCGCCGCAGGCAUGUGCGCGGCCUGAUCCGCCGAGGGUGAAGGUGAUUUGUGCUUGUCGAGUGCAUAGUGCGCAUUUUAACCUGUUGACUUCGACUUCUGAGGGUAGUCUGCAACAGAGUGCGCAACAGCAACAGCAUGGAGUACCGCCACCACCGCCACCGCCACCGCCGCCUCCACAUCACGGUCAUGGUCAUGGGCAUGGUCCCCUCGGUCCAAUCGCCGCACUCCUACCCAACUUGACAGCAGGCGCAACAAUAUCAGCCCCCGAGUCCCCCGUGGCGGCCUCACCUACGGCAGUAAAGGAGGGAGAAGUGUUCAGGGGCUUCACAGCGGUAGACUUCCGCGCGGCGAAUGUGAGGAAGUUGCAUGAUCCGGAUUUGGGGAGUGCCAAGGUGGCGCGGACGGUGUUUGCGGAGAGGAAGCGGGUUUUGUUGGGCUUGGAGAUUCAUUGUUUGGAUUCGGCUAGUAGGAGGGAGUGA